AUGAACGCGCUCGUGCAAAGACGCUUUGCUUUUCCCAUCGCGUCGCUACUACAACGUCGAUUGUUGUCAAAUGCGGCACCGAAUGCAGCCGACGCAAGCUCGGUGCAGCUGAGCAAUACCUGCAUCAAUCGCUUGAAGGAAAUUUGCAAAACCAACUCCUUUCUUCGCGUUGCGGUAGAAGGAGGCGGCUGCUCCGGCUUUCAGUACAAAUUCUCGGUUGAAAAACAGCUCGGCGACGAUGACGUCGUCGUGAGCCGGGACGGUGUACAGGUGGCGAUCGAUAGUGCAUCGAUCGAGUAUCUGAGCGGCGCCACCAUCGACUACCACACGGAAUUGAUACGUUCCGGGUUCCGUGUGAUAAACAACCCCAAGGCAGAUCAAGGCUGCUCCUGUGGCGCCUCGUUUACGGUAAAAUUGGACUAA
Anopheles stephensi (Asian malaria mosquito) is the source of this 423-nucleotide messenger RNA. RefSeq names its product iron-sulfur cluster assembly 2 homolog, mitochondrial-like. The transcript is spliced from 2 exons. Gene Ontology annotation, biological process: iron-sulfur cluster assembly. The record is from RefSeq and is a predicted model, not a curated record. Gene Ontology annotation, cellular component: mitochondrion. NCBI's taxonomy places the organism in Eukaryota, Metazoa, Arthropoda, Insecta, Diptera, Culicidae. Gene Ontology annotation, molecular function: 4 iron, 4 sulfur cluster binding; 2 iron, 2 sulfur cluster binding; iron ion binding. The coding region runs from base 1 to 423 and encodes 140 amino acids.